This is a messenger RNA of Auxenochlorella protothecoides, 264 nucleotides long. RefSeq lists its product as hypothetical. The coding region runs from base 1 to 264 and encodes 87 amino acids. NCBI's taxonomy places the organism in Eukaryota, Viridiplantae, Chlorophyta, Trebouxiophyceae, Chlorellales, Chlorellaceae. The record is from RefSeq and is a predicted model, not a curated record. The transcript is spliced from 3 exons.
AUGGCUUCCGGAAAGGUUUCAGUCCAGGAGGCAGCAAAGCUUUCGGAGGAGGGAAAGUACACGUACCUGGACGUGAGGACCGAGAAGGAGUUCGCAGCGAGCCACCCCAAGGGUGCCAGCAACAUCCAAUGGGCUUUCGCAGGGGACAGCGGGUUCACCCCCAACCCCGACUUUGUGUCAGAGGCGGCGGGGUACACCCAGCUCAAGGACGUGGAGGGCGGCUUCGGGGCCUGGACCGCUGCCGGACUGCCGACCGAGUCGUGA